Molecule: messenger RNA, 2216 nt
Organism: Apus apus (common swift)
Lineage: Eukaryota; Metazoa; Chordata; Aves; Apodiformes; Apodidae
Gene: HAAO
Product: 3-hydroxyanthranilate 3,4-dioxygenase
Exons: 10
Coding region: 98-958 (286 amino acids)
Biological process (GO): quinolinate metabolic process; 'de novo' NAD+ biosynthetic process from L-tryptophan
Cellular component (GO): cytoplasm
Molecular function (GO): 3-hydroxyanthranilate 3,4-dioxygenase activity; iron ion binding
Source: RefSeq, a predicted model, not a curated record
CCCUGAGCUCUGGGGAUGGAGUCACAUGCAGUUUGGUCACAGAAGAGUAGUCUGCACACUCUGACAUCUCCGUCAGAAGUUUCCUGGCUGGCAGACCAUGGAGCUUCUUGUAAAUGUAAUAAAAUGGAUAGAAGAAAACAAAACUGCCUUUUUACCACCUGUGUGCAAUAAGCUUAUGCAUCGCUAUCAACUGAAUGUGAUGUUUGUUGGAGGGCCAAAUGAAAGGAAGGAUUAUCAUAUUGAAGAAGGAGAAGAGCUUUUUUACCAGGUUAAAGGAGAUAUGUGUUUAAAGAUAAUUGAAAAUGGGAAACCAAAAGACAUUGUCAUCCAAGAAGGGGAGAUGUUUCUCCUACCUGCGAGGAUACCUCAUUCUCCUCAGAGAUAUGCAAACACUGUGGGUCUUGUGGUUGAGAGGGAAAGAUUAAAGACAGAAAUUGAUGGGCUCAGAUACUAUGUUGGAGAAUCGACUGAUGUCCUCUUUGAAAAAUGGUUUCACUGUGAAGAUCUCGGCACUCAACUUAUACCAAUAAUUCAAGAGUUUUUCAAUUCAAGACAAUAUAAAACUGGAAAACCAAAUCCAGAUGAACUCCUGAAAGAAACACCUUUCCCACUAAAUCCCACUCCUGUUAUGGAGCCAUUUUCCUUCCAAGGCUGGUUAAAUGAUCACCGUGGUGAAAUAAAACAGAAGAAAUCCUUGAAUAUGUUUGGAAAUAACUUUGAAACAGAGGUUACAGCUUAUGGACCAGGAACAACUGAGAAAAGUAAAAAGAAUUCAGAUAUCUGGAUAUGGCAGCUGGAGGGCACAUCGACUCUUAUAAUGGAUGGCAAAACCCUGACUCUAUCUGCUGGUGACAGCCUGCUUGUUCGUGCUCAGUCUACGUAUUGCUGGAAGAGGACAGAAGAAUGCAUUGCUCUCUGCAUUGCUCAGGAUCCAAAACGCAAGCAGCCUUAUACCUAGCUCCUUUGCCAGCUGACUUUGAUGAUAACUAAGUUUUAACCUACUUAUCUUUAAUGAUCCUUUAGUCAGAAUUCCUGGCAAUUGGAAUAGUCCAACAAUGAUAACUCUGAAUUAAGUGGAGUCUGUGCUGUGCCCAGUUAAACCUUUUUUCCCCAAGUAGUUAAUUUCAGGAAAAUCUACAAUCAGUGAUUUCUUUUUAAAUAAAGAGAACUAUAGUUCUUAUCAGGAAGGAAAUAAAAACAGAUCGAAGUAGGAUUACUUACAUAAUAGUAUGAAUGAUACCAUCUCAAAUAAGUUAAAAGAUUUUUCAAAUGCAGGUCUCUGCCACAGAUAUAGAAAAGAAGAAAGGAGAGAUACCGUUAUGCCUUCUUAGGUGACAGUCUUAAUUUCUUUGUCUCAGUUGUAUAAUUUGUAAUAAAUUGGGUAUAAUGUUAGUUACCCAGCCCACAGCAGAGGAGAUUUAAUUAGAAGUAUUUCACAGAUCUGACAUUUUGACUAAGAGGCCCUUUAAAAAACAAAGCUAACUAUCCACUGCACUGCUGAAGGAUCUCGGGGCUUUGUGACAGACAGGAAGGUGCAUUAGUAAAGGGAGAAGCAGCACCUGCAACAUCAUCAAGCAUUACUUACAUCACCUCUGUACUUGCUUCAGGUAACUUAUUAUCAGUUUACCAAAUCUUGCAAUGCAGUAUCAAUGAUACUUAUUGGGAACGUGCCAUACAUGCCAUGCUGGAUGCUGUUGACACAAUACACUAUCAAGGACAUGGCACUGCAACAUAACUAACACAAGAGCAUCCAGGUCACGGUGUUCCUGUGCAGCAGAAAUCUCAACUCAAAGUAGCUUGAGAAGUGUGUUGGGGAACAAGGGAGCAGAAAAAUUAUUAUAAUCAGCUUCUACUAAGCGCUGCUUCUUUUUGAAGAAUGAGGGCUUAGGUUGUUUUGGUUUUGUUGGGUUUUUUUUUUCAGAAAUGACCACUAUCAAAUUAUCUUUUCCUGCUUUUAUUCCAUGAACUCCCUAGAGGGUGUGUUAUUUUGUUUUGGGUUUUGGUUUGUUGUUAUUUUUAUUGUCCUUCACAUUAUUAACACCAGAAAACAGGUUGCUUAAAUAACUGCAGGCAUUAUCAAUUACAUGUUUGAGAAAGCAAAAAGUUACAAUUUCUUGAUUUUUUUUUUUUGUAAUUCUGAAUAAGUUCAGGAAAUAUGUCUUUAAUACAUCUAUCACCUACAAAGCUCAUUAAACUAAGAUGUCAUACGUGUUUUA